GGGGUGGCGAGGGCGGAGGCAAGGGAUCAACAGCAGCAGCAGCGAGUGGUGGGUGGCCGCAGUGGGUGCUGCCACACCUGCGCUGGCCCGAGGCGCUGCCACGCACCGGAACCCUGGUGGUGCUCCUGCGCAAUAACGCGGCGCUGGAUGCGAAUGCGAUUGCAAUCGCGGCGGCGGCAGCAGCGACAGCUGCCGCGGCGGCCGCCGCGGCAGCGGCGGCUGACGCUGCCGCUGCUGCCGCCACCGCCUCCGGCGGUGACGCGGCGGCGGCAGCCGCCGCCGCCGCUGCCGCGGCUGCCUCCUCCUCCUCCUCCUCCAGCCCUCCCGCCAGCCGCAUCCCGCUGCUGUCGGAGGGUCUGAUGGGUUGCAUGGAGGCGGCCAUCGAGAGCGCCGCCAACAGCGAGGUGUGGAAGACGCAGCUGGUUCGGCUGGCCACCAAGGUGGCCUACGUGGGUGCGGAGCAGGCGGGGCGGCUGCUGGGGCGCAUGCGCUACCGCAGCGAGCGGGCGGAUGCGGCGGCCACGCUGCUGUCGGCGUGCCCCGACCUGCAUCGGGCGCCCUGGGCGUUGAGGAGGUUUGCAAAGUUCGGGCCGGAGGACGUGGCGGAGCUGCUGCAGGAGCUCAGUCUGGCCCCGCUGCUGCCGCUGCGCACCCGGGUGGGCGACGGCUGGGACCGCUGCUGUUCGGGGCACAUACGACUGGACCUGGCGCAGCAGUCCCACCGCCUGCUGGCAAUCCUGCUGGUGCAGGCCGCCCACCGGGACAGCCCCGCGCACCGCUGGGCCACCCCGCCCGCAGCCGCACCCGAGGAGGAGCUGUACGGCGCCGCCACUGCGCGGCUGGGGGACGCCACCAGCUGCCUGCGGGCCAUCACGUUCGGGGGGCAGCCGCUGGGGAACAGCGUGAUCUACCUCAGCUCAGCCAACAUCCCCACCAGCGGCAUCCUGGACAUGCACUUCGUAAACCUGCGACCCCGCAUGCACGUGCAGUACCACGGAAAGGGGAGUGCGGCUGCCGUACGACCCAGACAAACCCCCACCGUACUCUCCGGGAAAACCCCCUCCGGACACCACAACCUGCAGACCUCGGCCAGCGGAGGACACCUCACCGCGGCGCCCUCCAUGAAUGCCGCCGCCGCCGCGGCGGCGGCGGCGGCGGCUGCCUCGGGCUCGCCGGUGUACGGCAGUAGCGGCGGCGGAGCUGUUGACGGUACGGCGGUAGCGGCGUCGACGCCGACACCGACGCCGCCGGAGGCGCCGCCGGUGUCUGUGUUGACAACGGCGGCGGCGAUAGCGGGUGGCUCCAUGGCGCGUGAGGGCAGCAGCAGCAUCGGCGGCGCCAGUGCCAGCGGCGGCGGAGGCGGAGGUGGAUCAGGGUUGUACGGCUACCGUCGGGGUCCGGCGGAGGGGCGUUACGGGCCGUACAGCAAUGCAGCCUCGACAGCGGCAGGCGGCGGCGGUGGCGGCGGGGGGCUGGCGAGUGGCGGUGUGAGCGGAUCUGUGAUGGAGUCGGCGCGGCUGGCCACCAGCUUCAUGAGCCAGUCGGCGGCGGCUCAUGCAGUAAUCACCAAGAAAACAUGGUGGCAGCCCUACCACAGCGCCUGGGAGACGCUGUUCCAGGAGCUGCUGAUGCGGCUGGGGCUGCCGAACACGCACCCAAACCUGGCGGGAUGGAGGCAGGCGCCAGCGAUGUGGAAGGGCGGCUACCGCGCCUUCGCUGCCCGGCUGCACGAGGAGACGGCUCGGAGGCACGAGGCGCACGCGGCGGCGGCACGGCGGCGCAGCACACAGAUGGGGGAGAGCGAGGCGGAGGGAGGCGCGGGACGCAAGGGGAAGAAGGGGAAGAGCGACGCCAAGUCCGGAUCCAAAUCUUCCGCAUCCAAAGACGCCUCCGCAUCCAAACCCGGCGCCACCACCGCCUCCUCCGGCGGCAAGCGCAAGAAGGGCGGCAAGAAGGGCGGCAAGCGCGGCGACGGGGCCGGCGAGGGCGGCGGCGUGUGGGGCCCCGGAGUGGAUCCUGCGCUGGCCAGGCAGCUGAGCACGCUGGAUGCGCGGGCGCGGCAGCUGGCGCCGCUGAUGGUGGAUCUGGCAAGUCGAGUGAGCCUGUCAGCGUACGAGGUCCUCCACUUUCUGCGCCUGCUGCCCGACCUGGAGCUCCGGCUGCGCCUGCUGGUGGCGCUGUGGCCCGCCAUCUGGGACCGAGCCAACACGCUGGACCUGGCGCUGGACCUGGACCACCCCGUGACACUGCCGCCGCAGGGAGCGGGAGCGGGAGGGGCGGGAGCAGCAGGGGG
Astrephomene gubernaculifera is the source of this 2293-nucleotide messenger RNA. NCBI's taxonomy places the organism in Eukaryota, Viridiplantae, Chlorophyta, Chlorophyceae, Chlamydomonadales, Astrephomenaceae. The record is from the annotation of a GenBank genome assembly.